GGAGUUCCACCCAAACUAGGAAGCUCCACUUUAAAGAUUGUUCCCCUCUCCGCAUUAAGGAUUGGCACCUUUGGGGAGCGUGGGGGAGGGGGGGAACGGGUACCCAAAUUUGACAGGUACCCGCUCCCACUUCCACUGCGAUCGCCUAGGCAAACGGAAGUUGUCCUCCUACCCUCCCUCCCCGAAGUCUUGAGGGACAGGUGACAGGUCCCAGAAGAUGACAGGACCAUUCAGGAAGCGCAGCACUACUCACGCAUGUGCAGUGGGUACCCGACUGUGAAACCGCAAGCUGUCACAGCCGGGUGCCCACACUGAAGAUGC
Molecule: messenger RNA, 321 nt
Organism: Staurois parvus
Lineage: Eukaryota; Metazoa; Chordata; Amphibia; Anura; Ranidae
Source: the annotation of a GenBank genome assembly